Messenger RNA from Microcebus murinus (gray mouse lemur), 2692 nucleotides. Lineage: Eukaryota; Metazoa; Chordata; Mammalia; Primates; Cheirogaleidae. The record is from RefSeq and is a predicted model, not a curated record.
CCGCCGCGGAGGGCGCCGCGGGAACGGAGCGAGGCGCGGUCCUGCCCCGGCGCCACUCGCCGCGCGCCCGCCCUCGGCGCCCGCGUUCUGCGGAUCAGGCAACCAUUUUCUGAUGAUAUCAUCACUGAUUAAUUUUGUCUGUUUGUGGACUUCAUGUGAAUGGAAUCACACCGAGAAAAUAAUGAAUGUCAAAGGAAAAGUAAUUCUGUCAAUGCUGGUUGUCUCAACUGUGAUUGUCGUGUUUUGGGAAUAUAUCAACAGCCCAGAAGGCUCUUUCUUGUGGAUAUAUCACUCCAAAAACCCUGAAGUUGGUGACAGCAGCACUCAGAAGGGUUGGUGGUUUCCGAGCUGGUUUAACGAUGGGACCCACAGUAAUCAAGAAGAGGAAGACAUAGACAAAGAAAAAAGAAGAGAAAGGGAACAAAGAAAGGAAGAUGAUGAAGAAGAGCUUCAGCUGUGGGACUGGUUUAAUCCAAAGGAUCCAUACCAGUGUGGAUGGAUGGGAAUUUUGGCCCCCAGUUGUCAUUCUAUGAGCUGGACAACAACAAGGAAACGCCCAGAGGUUGUGACAGUGACCAGCUGGAAGGCACCAGUUGUGUGGGAAGGCACUUACAACAAAGCCAUCUUAGAAAAUUAUUAUGCCAAACAGAAAAUUACUGUGGGGUUGACAGUUUUUGCUAUUGGAAGAUACAUUGAGCAUUACUUGGAGGAGUUCAUAACAUCUGCUAAUAGGUACUUCAUGGUUGGCCACAGGGUCAUAUUUUACAUCAUGCUGGAUGACAUCUCCAAGAUGCCUUUGAUAGAGCUGGGUCCUCUGCGUUCCUUCAAAUUGUUUGAGAUCAAGCCCGAGAAGAGGUGGCAGGACAUCAGUAUGAUGCGCAUGAAGACCAUUGGAGAGCACAUCCUGGCCCACAUCCAGCAUGAGGUUGACUUCCUCUUCUGCAUGGAUGUGGACCAGGUCUUCCAAGACAAUUUUGGGGUAGAGACCCUGGGCCAGUCAGUGGCUCAGCUACAGGCCUGGUGGUACAAGGCAGAUCCUGAUGAGUUUACCUAUGAGAGGCGUAAAGAGUCAGCAGCAUACAUUCCAUUCGGAGAGGGGGAUUUUUAUUAUCAUGCGGCCAUUUUUGGAGGAACACCCAUUCAGGUUCUCAACAUCACCCGGGAGUGCUUUAAGGGAAUCCUCCAGGACAAGAAAAAUGACAUAGAAGCUGAGUGGCAUGAUGAAAGCCACCUAAAUAAGUAUUUCCUUCUCAACAAACCCUCUAAAAUCUUAUCCCCAGAAUACUGCUGGGAUUAUCAUAUAGGCCUGCCUGCAGAUAUUAAAAUUGUCAAGAUAGCUUGGCAGACAAAAGAAUAUAAUUUGGUUAGAAAUAAUGUUUGAUUUCAAAUUGUGCCAGAUUUCUGAAAUUGAGAGAGUAUUAUUCUGGCUGCUUUCUCAGAAAAGUAACACUUAAUUUUAACUUUAAAAAAAUACUAACAAAACCAAGAUGACAAACACAUACUAUUCCUCCUUAUAACUUUGAGCCUUGUAAUAUGGGAGAAUGCAUUUAUGACAAUCAGAUGUAAAUUCCCAAUGAUUUCUGAUCUAUUCUGGGUUUGGGGGAAAUACUAUCAUAUGAAUCAAAAAGAACUUGGCACAGGCAAAGAAAAUGCCAGAAAAACCCUACAUUUGCCAGAUAAUGUGCUGGAGAAAAGGGUGCUAAGGGAAGUAUUUGGCAACAAGAUAUGGUUUGAGGGAGUUGUCCCCUUGAUCUCACUGUCUUCCUGUUUUUGAUGGGUGUAAAGCAACAUGAAAUUGCUUUGUAGCAGAACUCUCAGUAAGGACACCAUUUACCUUGGCCAUCUUUGAAAGGCUUCAACAGCACACUGCUUCAGGCCAUUUGUAGUCUAUGUUCUUUUCUUAUCAGGAUAUUGUUUGGCUUAAGUGUGAAAGAUUGGUGGCAGUUCCCAGCAGAUAUCAUGGUGGUGCAUGGUCAGAGCCCCAGGGAACUCAAAGAAGCCAGUGGGUGCUCAGUGUGAAGGGAAAACAAAGCUUCCAUGUGAGUUUGCCAUGAAAUAGCAAAGAGCGUGUGGAAGAGAGGGGCUGAUCACUGUGGGGCAGUGCCAGUGCCACCCUGGAGGGACACAGGGCAUGGGGUUGGUGCUUAAAUACAUCAUGGAUGCAGGCACUGAAUAGGAGGCAGUGUGGAGCAGGGACUUGAAUGGAAGAUGCUUCUUGUUUUGUCCAAGUCAUAUUCCGUCUAUCAGACUCUGCAACUUGUGUCUUCAGUCCUUGGUGAGGAGAUGUAGAUGAAGUUUUAGAAGGCAAAGGCCUGAAGUGGAUUGGAAAGGCUUGCAAGGAUUUCUGUUUCCAGGAACCAGGCUUUAUCAGAGGACAAUCAGUCAUCGGACGUUCCACCAUUUAGCUAGUGUAAACCUCAGGGUUCCUCAGCACAUCAUAUGCCCACUAGGAGGGCUGGCAUCAAGGAGUGGACUGGAGAAAAAGCCCUCCUGUCAAGCAACUUCUCCUUGUCCCCUGCUCCGUCUACACUAUGGAAGUGUAACAAUCAGAUGUACUUGACAAAAUGGUUAAUUGAUUUUAUAACAGAAGCAUGUGGGAUAGCAAUGGGAGAUCUAAUCAGGACUGAACAGCUUAACAUUCAAUUCCCUUCUCUAAGAGAAGCUAUGAAAUCCUACAUAUUAUUUAAAGCAA